AUGGGCAGUGUUUGGGCUGCCCGCGUCAGUGACGAGGCAGUGGGCUCCAGGCAGCGAGGUCGCUGGGUGGCCGUGAAAGCGAUCCCGAUCCUGCUGCCCGAGUCGCGCGAAGCGGCCGCACUCCACCAAGGUUUGCGGGAGUGCUUGUCCACUUUCCAGGACCUCAGCUCUGCGCAUGUCGUGCGGUACGAAACCUAUUGGCUGGAGGAGCCAGAGCAUUUGCCCGAGGACAUCCAGCAGAUCGUGGGGGGCAGGGGCCCGGCUCAAAAGCCCGUGAAGACAGAGGUGGAGGUCACCGAAGAGGAGACCUCCUGGGUGUCUUCACUGCGAUUCCGCGUCCGUCGUUCCAGCAGCGGUGGCUUGAGGCGCACUCGAAGCCACAGCGACGUCUACCCCACCCCACCUGGACUGAACAGCAGCUGCGGGUUUAUCUUCGAGGCCCCAGAGGUGGAGGACUUCGAGCUCGAGCCGGUGUCCAAUGCAGGGCCAAAGCCAGCCUGGGAGGACAGCAAGGCAACGUCCAAGAAUGUGGUGCUGUUGAUCGAAAUGGAGCUCAUGGGGCCCCCUCCUGGCGGUACGGUGUCGGAUGAGCGGCAGACGCUGACGCUUAGAUCAUGGCUGAAGCGGGACAAUCGAACGCUUUCGGAUGCCGCAGACAUCUUCGGAUCAUUGAUGCUUUCCGUGCGCCAUAUCCACCGCAAGCGCAUCGUUCACGCCGACCUGAAGCCCGACAACAUCUUCUGCGUCGCCGAGCGUGCCAAGGUCCGAGUGGUCCGCAUUGGCGACUUUGGCCUUGCAGGCGAGAACCAGCUGUUCCGACAGUUCGAUCAGUUUUCUUCUGACAUGCUGACAACCCGCAGCGGUCUCACUGGCGGUACCCCUGGCUAUGCCGCGCCGGAGAUACUGCAGUCUGUUCGACAAGGAAGGCGCGCAGCCUGUUCUGACAAAGUCGACAUCUACUCCUGUGCUGUCAUCCUCCUCGAGCUGCUGCUGCAACCUUUCCGGACGCACAUGGAGCGCAUCGUUACCUUCGACAAGUUCAACCAUGAUCAGGUAGUGCCGGGAUACAUCACCAGCCGACUCCCAAAGACGCGAGCCUUGCUCGGGGAGAUGGCAGAGAACGACCCGGCAGACAGGUUGUCUGCAGAGGAGGUGUGCAAACGCUUCGACAAAGAGGUGCGCAAGGAGCUUUGCCGCUGUGCUGCGCAGCUUUGCGGCGAGCUUUGCGAGGCGCCAAAGCCCUCCGGUGGCAACGGACUGGACGCUGGCAGAGCAGCCGAUUCUGCGAGGUCUGCCGAGGGCAACGGCCGACGACCCGGCGGACGCCGCGGUCGCCGAAAGAACUGA
Molecule: messenger RNA, 1347 nt
Organism: Symbiodinium sp. CCMP2592
Lineage: Eukaryota; Dinophyceae; Suessiales; Symbiodiniaceae
Source: the annotation of a GenBank genome assembly